Messenger RNA from Orussus abietinus, 7829 nucleotides. RefSeq names its product HEAT repeat-containing protein 5B. The transcript is spliced from 35 exons. The coding region runs from base 385 to 6726 and encodes 2113 amino acids. Gene Ontology annotation, biological process: intracellular protein localization; retrograde transport, endosome to Golgi; endocytosis. Gene Ontology annotation, cellular component: Golgi apparatus; endocytic vesicle; membrane. The record is from RefSeq and is a predicted model, not a curated record. NCBI's taxonomy places the organism in Eukaryota, Metazoa, Arthropoda, Insecta, Hymenoptera, Orussidae.
ACGAUCGAAUAAUCGUUGACGAAUUUACGCAGCGGCCCUGGAUCGAUCGCUGGGGAAUCGCUCUAACCUAUAUCGAGCGAUCUUUAUAUUUAUUUACAAGAUGGUUCGGGCUCCGCGGUGUCGUGACACACUUUUUCAUCCGCUCGAUAAAGUUUCGGAGUGAGCCAGAAAUCUUGAUAAGUGAUAAACCAGUUCCUGAAAGAUUCACAUCCGCAUUUACCUUGACCCUUGCAUAGAAAGUGACCGCAGCCACACUUUUCGUGGAGGAUGUAACCGCGACGAUGCUGCGACAUAUCCAGUGCCAAAAAUUACUCCAGAUAAACGUUUUUAAUUAUUUAUCAUUCGUAGCGUGAAUACUAUUGAUGUGGAUGUAAAACUUUCGGUAUGUACUCUCCGAAUUUAAAUCAAUUUAAAUUUUCCGAACUCGGUGAAGGAAGGUAUUACACUGUAAAUCUUGGUAAAUGUGAUCUUGCAACGAUGAUGGAACUGAGUCAUAGUCUUACCCUCAAUGAGGAUGCAUUGAAUCAAAUCCCAGAAGCAAAACGUCCAGUUUUUGUAUUCGAGUGGCUCCGGUUUUUAGAUAAAGUAUUAGUUGCUGCUCAAAAGAGUGACAUUAAAGGAUGUCAACAGAAACUUGUAGAACAAUUAACUAGGCAUAUGCAAGGGGCACCUGGUCCUCCUACUCGCCGUCUGAUAGCUCGUUGUUUAGCGACUUUGUUCAGUGUGGGUGAUACAUUCUUGCUUUUUGAUACAGUAAACAAGUGCAAUGACAUUUUGAAGAAUAAAGAUGAUUCUCCGAGUUUCUUACCUACAAAAUUAGCGGCUAUAUGUUGUGUCGGUUGUAUGUAUGAGAAGCUAGGACGCAUGAUGGGAAGAUCGUACGAAGAAACUGUGCAAAUUCUCAUUAAAUCUCUAAGGUCGGCUGAAUCGCAAACACGAAUAGAAAUAAUGCAUACCCUGGAAAAGGUAUGUGCAGGAAUGGGAUCAGCGAUUACAAAUGUGCACAAGGAGAUAUAUAAGGUUUCCAGGCACUGUUUGACCGAUAGAGUUAUGGCUGUUAGAUGUGCUGCUGCAAAAUGUCUCCUGGAAAUGUUAAAUCAUGCGCCUUUCUUAUACACCACUGAAAUUGAGAGCGUUGCAACACUUUGUUUUCGUGCAUUUGAAGGAUCUAAUUACGAAGUACGAUGCUCAGUGGCAAAACUUCUUGGCGCGUUGGUAGCGAUGACUCAGAUCCCAGCACCGAAAGGAAAGAAUCCAACAGUUACACAAAAUAAAAUAUUUAAACAAAUAUCACUGGACGAAGUAUUAAACAUAUUAAUGUCUGGCUUCUUACGUGGUGGUGUUGGGUUUCUGAAAGGGACUGGUGAAAUGAUAAAAGGUAGUUCUGGAGUCAACAGAGAAGUCAGAGUUGGAGUUACUCAUGCCUAUGUUGUGUUUGUCCAAAUUUUGGGUGGAACCUGGCUAGAACGUAACAUUGGAACAUUAGUGGCACACGUACUAGACCUCGUUGCUAAUCCAAAAGCUGCUAGUUCACAUGUCGAUGCAGUUUAUUCUAGGAAAUGUAUUAACUUUAUUCUGCGUGGUACCAUCGGAAAGCUUUUAGGCGAAGGGGCUCAAGCAGCCGCUUGCAAAGAAAUAGCUCAUGUUAUUCUGAAACAGAUGAAUUCUAUAGAUUUUAGUCCUGAGAAUGCUAAAGACUGCAACCAGGAAACAUUGUUCAGUCAACAUUUGCUUGUCUGUGCGUUGCAAGAGAUGGGAAAUUUAAUCUUGGGUUUAGGUACAACAGCAUGUAACAUUCUAUGUGAUCCAUCAUUAAGUCUAGUUGAAACGACUAUGGCAGUUUUAGUACAUCCCUGUCAAGCUGCCAGGCUUGCAGCAGCUUGGUGUCUACGAUGCAUUUGUGUAGCAGUUCCAAGUCAAAUUACUCCAUUGAUUGAUAGAUGUGUCGAAGGUAUUGAAAAUAUGCGGAGCUCACCAGAGGCGAUCGCAGGAUAUAGCAGCGCACUCGCAGCAGUUUUAGGAAGUGUUCGAUUAUCUCCUCUCGGAGUUCCUCACAUGAAAGGAAAAAUCAUUUUUAACACAGCCGAAGAGUUGCUAAGAAGUGCAAGUCAAAACAGUCGAUUAUCGUUAAACAGAACCCACGCUGGUUGGCUUCUUAUUGGAGCUAUAAUGACUCUGGGUACAGCAGUAGUUAAAGGCUUGUUGCCUAGAAUGCUUUUAUUAUGGAGAAACUCGUUUCCACGCUCGAAUAAAGAACUCGAAAGUGAAAAAGCCCGUGGCGAUGCAUUUACUUGGCAAGUGACUUUAGAGGGCCGCGCCGGAGCACUGUCGGCGAUGCACAGCUUUUUGUUGCAUUGUCCAGAGCUUCUCAACGAUGACAUUACACGGCGACUUCUUACGCCCAUUGAAUCAGCCUUGGCAAUGCUUACGAAUUUGUCGACCGUCUUAAAAAAUUAUGGGCAACAAUUGAAAGCUCCCACGGCGAUGGUACGGCUACGGUUAUACGAAACGUUGUUGUUGUUGCCACCGCAAACAUUUGAAGGUUCGUACACUCACCUGCUGAGAAUGUUGGUGUCGGAGUUUACUUUAACGGAGAAUCCAGGAAAUACGACAACUUCCUUACUGCGUGUUGUCUGUCAUGCAAAUGACUCCGUCAUACUUGGCACUUGGCUGCAAGAAACGGAUCAUCGUACGAUCGAAGAUCAAAUGGAACCAAACCGAAGGGCAGAUUUGGAACAUUUACAGCCCAACAGUGCUGCAGGAUCUGGAGCGUUGGAACAUAACUCCUGCUGCUUGUAUCGUCCAGUACCUCCUAAUGAAAUGAUUCCUGGUCCUCUGCCAUUAGGCGUCGCUGUCAUCGACUUGUCGGUGUCUCUGUUCGGGCAAAUAUUCCCUCGGGUUGCAAACAAGCACAGAUUGCAGAUGUUGGACCACUUCAGCGAGUGUAUAAAACACGCGAAGUCUGGUCGACAGGAAGCAAUACAGAUGAACGUAUUCACAGCAGUGUUGAGUGGUCUGAAAGGUCUCAACGAAGCGAAAACCAGUUUCGGACAGGAGGACGUUAAGAAAUCUGCAACUAAUCUGAUUGUUAGUACAUUAGUGAGCAGUAAUUCCAUUCUACGAUGGGCAGCAGGGGAAGCAGUUGGUCGAAUGGCUCAAGUUAUCUCGGAUGCGAAAUUCACGGCGGAAUUGGCGCAAACCAGCUUCGAUAGACUGAAAUCUGCUCGAGAUGUUGCUAGCAGAACGGGUCAUUCUUUGGCUUUAGGCUGUCUACAUAAAUAUGUCGGCAGCAUGGGCUCGAGUCAGCAUUUAAAUACCAGCGUAAGCAUUUUGCUUGCCCUUGCUCAAGAUAAUACAUCUCCCGUUGUGCAGGUGUGGGCUUUGCACGCACUUGCUCUAAUUGCUGACUCAGGAGGCCCCAUGUUCCGGGGUUACGUAGAACCAACACUCUCGUUGGCGUUGACGCUCCUAUUAAAUGUGCCCCAUUCUUACAUCGAUGUCCAUCAAUGUAUCGGCAAAGUGUUAUCGGCGCUCAUCACCACGAUUGGACCUGAGUUGCAAGGGAAUACCUCGUCGAUCUGCAUGGCACGAUCCUCAUUUUUGUGUGCCUGUGCCAUAAUGCAAGAUCAUCAAGAUCCUCUCGUGCAGGCUGAAGCGACAGGAUGUCUUCAGCAGCUGCAUUUGUUCGCUCCUAGACACGUCAACCUUUCGUCUCUGGUCCCAACGUUAUGCCGAACCUUGUCCAGCAAUCAUCUACUUUUGCGGAAAGCAGCGAUAUCGUGUCUUCGGCAGCUCGCUCAACGCGAAGCUAAAGAAGUCUGUGAGCACGCGAUGACGUUGGUCAACGAAAGCAGAGGAACUAACGUGGUGGAGGGAUUGGUGAUAACGGAAACCGGGCUUCCAGGAGUACUUUUUAGCAUGCUCGACACGGAAACGGAUUCCAAGCUGAUCAGGGACAUCCACGACACCCUGACGAGCAUGUUGCAGAUCUUGGCUGCAGACAAUCUGUCUCAGUGGCUGUCCCUGUGCAAAGACGUUCUCACUGUGGCUUCCGAAUCUAGCACUAUCGAAGAAGGCACCAACGCGACAGUUGAGGACCCUGCCGCUGAUAAUGAAAACACCGAUGCGGAAGGAGACGACGACCAGGCAGAGUUUCAUGCCGACGAGUCUAUGAGACAACGACCGGCGGUCUCUCCACGUUGGCCAACGAGGGUUUUCGCUGCUCAAUGCGUUCGACGUAUCGUGUCCGCUUGCGUUAACAAUAAGCAGGCUCAUUUCGACCUCUUGUUGGCCAAGGAGAUGCAGUCUGCGAAAGGCAGAGGAGACUUCUUAGUCUUACACUUGUCAGACCUGGUCCGCAUGGCAUUCAUGGCAGCGACUAGUGACUGCGACCCUCUGCGGUUGGAAGGUCUCAAGACUCUGCAAGAAGUUAUCGACAAGUUCGCCAAAGUACCGGAGCCUGAGUUCCCUGGGCAUUUGCUUCUUGAACAGUUCCAAGCUCAGGUCGGAGCUGCUUUGCGACCAGCGUUUUCAGCAGAAACGGCGUCGCACGUUACUGCGGCUGCUUGUGAAGCUUGCAGUGCUUGGAUCGGAAGUGGCGUUGCCAGAGAUCUGAAUGACUUGCGUCGAGUCCAUCAGCUACUCGUCUCGUCCUUGGAGAAGUUAAGGGAAGGACAUACUCGUCCGCAGCUCUACAACGAGAGCUUGUCCACUCUCGAGAGACUGGCCAUUCUGAAAGCGUGGGCAGAGGUCUACGUGGUCGCGAUGAUCAACGACGGCUCUGUACCCAGUGCCAAGGAGACGGCUCUUCGGAACGUAAAUCAAACCGACGACGACAGUGAAGAUUUUGGAGAGUUUGAAUAUCAGAACGAGAGUCUUUUGAGUUUGGUACAACCGGAACUUUUGAGCCUGAGUCAAUAUUGGCUGGCUGCUUUGCGAGAUCAUGCCUUACUCUCAUUGCCACCGGAAUUCUCCAGUCAACUACCACACGAUGGUGGAGCUUUCUACACGACCGACACCAUGGAAUCUGCUCGUCCCUAUUAUUUGGAGUCAUGGGCUCCGAUUCUUUAUGCCGCUACGUUGUGGCUCAACGCAAGGGGUUUCGAAAUCGAUGAGUCCGCUAAUGUCGCGAAGAAUUCAACGGGUCCCUACAACAACAACAACAAUACUCCUCCUACAAAGACUGAUACCAAUAUCGAGCGGUUUCAUCUUCUUUUUGGCAUUUGUAUGGAGGCAUUGUGCAGUUCACGUUCUUCGGAAACUAGUCAAAAUAUAGAAAUAUGCCUCAGUGCUCUCUACACUCUCCUUGAUUCAGCUUGGGCUCGGAAGGUUUUGCUAACUGAUCGUUCACUUCCCAUAGAGCUGUGCAACGUUCUACAUAGAUUACUCUUAACACGGGAAAGCUAUGCCAUCCAAAUCAUGGUCAUGGAAGUUCUCAAGCAAGUGGUCAAGGCGACCCAGGAAGAUUUAGCUGAAAGGAAGAAAAUCAAAUUAAAAGAACUGGCUCCAUCGAACCAAGAAGUUGACCAGGUCCAUGAACUCGACUUGCUAGGAGAAGGAGAGGACUCCGGAGAACUUCCGCCAGGAAAGUCAUUAGUCUUUGCCAUUUUGGAAGUAUGUUUAUGCCUCCUGGUUCGACAGAUUCCUGCAUUAAAUCCCAAUCCAGGAGGAAUGACUGCUAUUCUGUCGCAACGCAAAUAUGCACCGUCCGAAGAAAGUGGAAGAUUGAUAGCUUCGGCUCUUGGGGUAAUGGAGACUCUUCCAAAGCUCUGCUCUCCUCAAGGUGCAGUGGCAAUCCUGCCGACUUUGUUGUACCUGACUACAGGUGUAAUCAGGGAAACCGCGGUUCGCGUUGAUAAUGAAACUGGGAAAACCGGACCCGAAACUCCGGUUCAUGCGGCAUUGCAUUGCCUUAAAGAGUUAACUGCAAAUGACUAUGCGAAAGAUUAUAGAAGCAAAGAACAAUGGACCGUCCUUCUACAGAGCGCUCUCGCCAAAAUCAUUGAUCUAGCGAAGACUGGAAGCAAUGAAACAAAAAUGGACGAAGUGGCCAUGAUGUUGGGCAUUGCUGUAUUCGUUCUCCAUGCUAAUCCUGAAGUAGUAAGUGCACCGAACCUGCAGUUUCCAUGUAUCAACCACUUCCGACAGUCAAUCCAAUCCGACAGCAUAAUGGUAAAAUUAAAGUGCGUCCAAACCCUGAAAACAAUUUUCAUGCAUCGAGAACGUACCAUCAGCACUCCUUACAUUCAUGCACUCGCUCCACGAUUGGUUGAGUAUCUUUACAGUGACAAAAGUAAACAAGUAAACAAUGAGACGGAACUUACCGUUACUUUGGAAUGUAUCAGUGCCGUCGAGGGUCUCAUAUCAUUGGCUGAACCUGCUACCCGAGACCUUAUGCAAGGUAUUCAAAUGCUGACCCUUCUUGUGCCGAUAUUAAUUAACUACUUAUUGGAAGAUGAUAAAUUACAGUAUAGUUCCAAAUAUCAGAUCAGUCUUCAUCAACAAAGCUUCCAAUGGCUCAACAAAAUUGGCCCAAAAUAUCCUCAGGAAUUCAAAAGUUUAAUGUCGCAGUCAACCGAAUUAAAAACUAAAUUAGAGAAUGCAGUGAGAUCAAGUCAUCAACAGGCUCAGCGGAAUACAAGAGCUGCAGAGCCAUUAAAAACGCAAAUCAAAGUACCAGCUCCGCCAUCGAUUAAGUUGAAAACCGACUUCUCGAAUUUCAACUGAGCCGAAGGAAUAAUCCUAGAAACGUAUUUCGUAAUAUCACUCGUGGUAGAACGAUAUAAUAAAAUCUAGGCUGUUAAUUUACCCCCCACUACUUACAUGUACGUAAUUUGAAACCUAGACUAUUUAUUCUCCUUUUAUGUGUAAAUAUACUUUGAAUAGCAAAAGUCAGGAUAAAUUAUUGGCGCCAUUGUUAAAUUCGUCAGGAAGUGAAUAGAAAUAAAUAUGAUUUAUUAGUGGCAAGGUGUCUUGCCAGACCAAUAAACCGACACGUACAGGUUUAAUUCAUUGUAAUGUAGAUUAUUAAAUAGCGAGACGGAUCUGAUACACUCGAAUCGGUUCGAACUUCUAAUUUCGAAUUAAGACGUCCAUAGAAAGCGGUUUAUUAAAUCAAUUUUUAAGAGUAUUUUUAACGGACGCCAAAAAUUGCAAAGCAAGCAUCAAAUAUUUUAUGCAUCGACUUAUAUCGACAUUUAGGCAGAACUGUGUUGUAGGAAUUGUAGAUAAAAAUUUAUUCAUUCAAACUGUAAUAGGAUGUGACAGAGUAGUAUUUACAUUAAAUAUUAUUUUGUUGAUCAAUGCGUUAGUUACAGUGAAUGUCUGUAAAUGUGUGAAAAACGCACAAUCUAUUAGGAGGGUAUGAUCUUUUUUUUUUUAAUUACAUUCCGCACUUGUUUAAUGCAACAUGUGUUACAGAUGCAGAUAUGUUAAAAAGUAUAUUGAGAGAUCGUAAUACUCCUCAGAAAUAUGCUCGGCUUACUCUAAUGCUUGGGUUUAUUAUUUUCUUCUUUGAUACAAUUUCUUGCGUGUAUACGUUUACUACAAUAUAUCAUGUAUUCGGCACAAAACAGGAUAAAUAUUCGAUAAGACUGUUAGUAUUAGACAAAUGAUUAUAUAGUUAUAUCACAAAGUUAUGAUAUUUUUUUAUAAUAUCGUUUAAAGUCACCGUAAUUAGGCAGAUUGCUAGCCAGGCAAAAGCCCUAUUUUAAAUUCUAUCAACUUAACGUUUAAUUCAUUAGCAAUAGCAUAAGGUCGCUGUGUACAAGGUGAAGAAUUAUGUCUUACAAAUUGUUUGCCGUGUAUAAUAAAUUUAAAUAGUCAUUCAA